Molecule: messenger RNA, 2530 nt
Organism: Jaminaea rosea
Lineage: Eukaryota; Fungi; Basidiomycota; Exobasidiomycetes; Microstromatales
Exons: 8
Coding region: 37-2187 (716 amino acids)
Biological process (GO): exocytosis
Cellular component (GO): exocyst
Molecular function (GO): phosphatidylinositol-4,5-bisphosphate binding
Source: RefSeq, a predicted model, not a curated record
CCGCGCUGUCCGGCUCAAGCCCCGCAGCCACGUGAGAUGACGCUGGGACUAGCCCCUCGUGUUGGACGGCGGACGGAGAGCAACACGGGCAGCGAGGUGGAGCGGCUCUGCUUAACGAACAUCGUCACGAAGCCAUACCAUCAAUCAAGCGACCAGCGAUGCUCUCCUGAAUCGACGUCCACCAUGAGCGUCUCGUGGCAGGACAAUGACGAUGCGCUGGCCGAGCUGGAGCUCCUGGCCCAGAAUCAAAGGAAGCUUAAUCAGCUCACACAGCGCAUGACGGGCAUUUUGUCUGGAUUCGAUCGACGUCUCGCAAGUCUCGAAGGCACGCUGCUGCCCAUUCAUCACCGCACGCAGACGCUCAAUAGAGUCGAGAAGAAUGUCGAGGCCACUCUCGAGGCCUUGCAGCAUACACUUGGCCAUUUCAACGUCGUCGACGAGGAAGAGCCCAAGAUAUUGAAAGGCCCCGAUGUUCAUAAUGUCUCGUCGUACCUCGAUACGAUAGACAGAUUGGUCCGCGGCCUGGAAUACCUCAAGCGAUCAGACCUCAAGAGUCAAGAGGGCGUCGUCAGGAGGAUGCACGACCUCAUUGAAACGGGAUCACGCAAUCUGACGACACUCCUUGAGGAGUGGGUAUCAGCAGAAUCGGUUCCCAUUAGUCCAGAGGACUACGGCCCAAGAGGCUUGCCCCUCCCAAUCCUCUCUGGCUCGACGCUGGAAGCCAUCAUCCCCAUCUUCUCCCGCCUCAAGACGCUUCCUACAAACCCAUCCAACGGAUAUGCGCCCUUCCUCGCCGCUCUCUCCCUAUACUCGGACCUUCGCGGAAGCUACCUGGAACAAUCCAUCGCACCCCUCGGUAAACGCCUCGUCGAUUUUGCUACCGACCGUGUUGGCAACAGCAACGCGUCGCGUGGGGCAAUGAUGACUGCCGCGUUUGAUGCCGAGGGAGAGGACGAGGGUGCCUAUCAGCGCGGCUCGGCAGGGGCGAAGGAGUGGCUGGCGGCCAUCCUUGAUCUGGCAGAGAAUGAGCACGCCAUUCUGACAAAUUUGCUACGGGGCUUGACACCGCCGUCUUCCAGUAGCACCAUCGCAUCGACCUUUUCACGGCUGCUGAGGCCCGUAUUGCGGCACUUCACGGCGACGGUCACCGCCUUGCAGAGUCAUGUCAGGCGGAACAUGUCGACGCAUACUCUCUUCUCCCUCGACCUGAUCGGGGCACUCUCCGAUGCGCAAAUGAGGUGGAACAGCGUCAUAGUCAACGCGGCGGGCAAGGGAGGCGGCGGCAAUGAGGACGGGAUAGCGUCUUCCAGCGAUGGUAGCGGGGCUCAUGCGCUGGGCGAGCAGCUGCAGUCACUGCGAACCUCGACGAUGAAUGUCUUCAUCGGCUUCCUCAACGACGUACAGAGUCUGCCGAGGCAGAGGGAGAGCGAGGUGCCCAGCACCAACAUCAACGAGAUCACGUACCUCUGUCUCACAUUCCUCCGCCAGAUGUGCGACUACGCAGAUGUCGUAGCGCCGCUUCUGGCUACGCUGGGCGCUGGCAACUGGAUGAUGAGCAGCAACACGGCGCCUGUCUUGUCACUGUCCAUCAAUCCGGGGGACCAGCGGGGCAUCCUCAGCCAAUAUCUGUGUGAUACGCUUGCUACUGUAUUGGAAGCAUUGCGAGCACGCUCACGCGCUAUCAAGCAGCCAUCGACGGCAUCCAUCUUCCUUCUCAACAACAUCGGUCGUCUACAGCGCGAUCUGUCCAUGACUUCGAUCCUCUCAGACUACCUCGGAGCGACGGGCACCGAGCUCCUCCAGAGAUCCAUGGGAGACGCACGCAACGCCUACCUGGACGCAUGGCGCAGUGUCGUCUCAGCUCUGCAAGAAGACAGCGGUGACGGCCCCGGUGCUACCACAGACAACACGUCGGCCAAGUCUCAAAAGGAAGACGCCAAGCAACGCUUUGCCCGCUUCUUCGAAGGGCUUGAGGACCUUGAGCGAUUGCACCUCGCCUACCCUUUGAGCAGGGACGAUGAUGAGUUGCGCCGUGGGUUGCGGCGAGAAGUAGUCUCGCACAUGGUGCUGCCGGCCUAUCGUCGCUUCGUUGCUCGUCAGAUGGCGGCGCAGUUUUCGAGCAACCCGAGCAAGCACAUGCGGCCAGAGGGGGAGGUAGAGGAUCGGUUGUUGAGAUUAUUUGCAUAGAGGAUGGCGGCGCCACAGCUAAUUCCAGACUUUCGGCAAUGCUUCAUUCGUUGAGGCCCUCUUUUCGCCCUUGAUUCACCACUCGAUACGAGCCGUCUUCCUUGCUCCUUUGCGGGCCAAGGGGCCCAUCGUCGCCAUAGAGAGCAUCGAAGGCGGCUUGGAGUGUGUCCAUGUCGAGGUCUUCGAGGCGGACGUCGGCAUUGUCUGAUGAAAGAACUUGCGGUGAUUCGGCGUCUUGCUCGUCGUUGGCCGUGGGGUGAAGGACCAUCCCGCCGACGGCUUGUUGUUGCUUCGGUACAGGCGGUAUCAAUCCACCUCGCCCCUGUUGCCAGAAGGACUUGAC